AUGUGGAAGAACUAUAAUCUGAUAGACUUGGCCACGCCAGAUGCGUUUUACAUUGAUCCGGGGCUUGUAUGGCAAUUCUACUCGUGGCGUCGAUACGCCGCGUUAAAAGCUCGACCCAAUAGAGGACACAUUGCACUAGCCAAGCUCUCACAAUUGCCGCAAGUUAAAUAUAUUAGCAUCACGCAGAAUGUCGAUGGGUUAUCGAGUCGAAGUAAUCAUCAUGUGGACAAGUUGUAUGAGAUUCAUGGCUCGUUGUUCACUUUGAAAUGCACUAGUUUCAGCUGUAACUAUGUUGAACGCAAUAAUUUUGAGCAGCCUUUGACUCCGCUGUUGCUGGAUACUCAGUUUGAGUAUAGUUCGCAACGAAACCGCAAGCGACGUCGCCAAGGUGAAAUGGAUGACGUUGAGGAGAAUGAGACAUUAGGUGUGCCUCUGAUGGUGGAUGAUGUUGGACAUGGUGCCGGUGGUGGCAAUGGAAUUGUGCUGCAGCCAUCGCUAUCGCCACACUUUGAGCCUGUCAAGACACUAUCCGAAGACGAGCUACCGAAGUGCCCCGUUUGCAAAGAGUUGCUACGCCCCGGGGUGGUAUGGUUUGGUGAAUCGUUACCAUUGGACGUUAUACGUAACAUUGACAACUUCAUCGAAGAAGGCGGCAACAAAGUUGACUUGAUUUUGGUUAUUGGAACUAGUGGCACCGUGUAUCCUGCCAAUAGCUAUGUCGAGAGAGUUAGAUAUCAAGGUGGGAAAGUCGCCGUUUUCAAUACUGAUAUCGACGAUAGAGUUGAACUGGGUAAAGUCAAAAAUACAUGGGGGUUCAAAGGUGAUGCUGCAGAACUAUUGCCUACGGCGUUGGAGCCGUUGAUUGGCAAAGUGGAAAUGAGUCAAUAA
Molecule: messenger RNA, 888 nt
Organism: Lodderomyces beijingensis
Lineage: Eukaryota; Fungi; Ascomycota; Pichiomycetes; Serinales; Debaryomycetaceae
Source: the annotation of a GenBank genome assembly